This is a messenger RNA of Adineta ricciae, 2757 nucleotides long. Lineage: Eukaryota; Metazoa; Rotifera; Eurotatoria; Adinetida; Adinetidae. The record is from the annotation of a GenBank genome assembly.
AUGAUUGUUUUUCUCAAUGCCAAUGAAGACAACAAACCAAUUACGUUACACAUUGGCGGUUUGUUCGACCAUGAAAAUCCAUUGAUGAAUCAUGGUCAAAAGGAUCUCUAUGCUGCUCAGAUGGCUAUUAAAGAAAUUAAUUCGCGUUCCGAUGAACUGUUCAAUGAUCGUUAUGUCUUCGAAUUAGCAUCAAACAAUUCGAAAUGCGAUCCAGUCUAUGCUGUCGAUGCCUUCUUUCAUGCGAUCUUUCGUGGCCGUCAGUUGUUAUUCCUCAUCGGAACAUCGUGUUCGUCUGAAACAAAAGCUGUCGUUCAAGUUGCCGAUUAUUACAAUCUUAUUCUUUUUUCCCAUUCGACUUCAUUUAUUUCUCAAGCAAAUCAAACAUAUUCCACACUUGUACGUCUUUCUGUUUCGGAUGAAAAUUAUAAUGACGCACGUGUUGCAUUCAUUCAAGCUAAUAAUUGGUCUCGAGUAGCGAUUAUCCAUCAAGAUUCAAUCGAACAUUCUCUUAUGAUGGCUAAAUUAGCGAAACGUUUGAACGAAUCGAAUAUCGAAGUCAUUCUGACACAAAGUGCUUCAACAGCUAAUCUCACGUCAGCACUUAUAACUCUUCAAGAAAAGAAAGCUCGAAUUGUUUUCGUCAACUUCGACGUUUCGGCAAGGACGAUUUUCUUCUGUGAAGUCUACCGAACAUUUACGAAACAGUUACGCGAACGUCAUGUGUGGAUCUUGACUGGCAAUGACUAUCAUUUAUGGAAUUUUUCGAUCAAUAGUUGUUCACAGAAGGAAAUUAUCGAUGCAGCUCGUAGCCACAUCAUUGUUGAUAGUUCAUAUGAAACAAAACCGAGUUCUAUUAAUCCAAAGAUGACACCGGAACAAUUAGCAGAACAUGUGCAAUUGAAUACGCAUCUGGAUCGACAAACUCUACAUGCGUAUGAUGCGGUCUGGGUGAUUGCAUUAUUGAUCCGAAUGUCAAUUGAACGAAACAUCUCGAUUGAAAGUUUUACAUAUGAAAGAACGGAUAUGAGAGAUCAAUGGUUGGGAUUAUUAGAAGAAAUCUAUUUCAUAGGAGUUUCUGGUCCGGUAUCAUUUCGAAAUCACCAUCGACGCGCUGAAACACUCAUUAGUCAAUUUCAAACUGAUUCCAUAGGACAAUACAUUGACACGAUUGCCGAAUAUUCUCUGGAGACAGGUUUAAAUACCAAUUGCUCGAUGUGUCGACCAUUAAUUUGGCCAGGCUCGACUCCGGUUGAUCGUCAACGCGCUGAAAUCCGUCGACUUAUCAUGAGCGGAGUGGAAAUUGCGCUAAUAACAACUAGCUGUAUACUAGGCCUUGCAUUGGCAAUCUUCUUCUUGACAUUUAAUAUUAUCAAUCGCCAUCAACGUUAUAUCAAAUUAUCCAGUCCAAAAUUAAAUAACAUGAUGGUUUUGGGUGCCAUACAUAUUCAUAUAUCGAUUCUUCUCUACGCUCUGGAUGAAUGGUUUCUUGCUCGUCAUUUGUUAGGACACGCAUGUAUAUUACGCGUUUUUCUGUUUUCUGGCGGAUUCUCAUUACUGUUCGGCUCAAUGUUUCUGAAAACGCUACGUGUUCAUCGGAUAUUCACGUCACGUGAUCGGCCCAUACUUCAAUCUAAAUUGUUGCGAGAUCAUCAUCUCCUUUUGGUGUGUCUAUAUCUGUACAUUGCUGAUCUAAUAUUUGCUGUGUUUUGGCAAACAUUUGAUCCAAAUUCCGCCCAAUUCACAUACAAAGCGGCGAAAGGAGUCAAUAUGGAUGUCAUCGUGUUAAAUGAAAUCUACUAUUGUGAUUCGCGCUAUCGACAUAAAAUCAUUUCAGUUAUUUAUUUAUACAAGUCGCUAUUUCUCGUUCUGGGUGGUUAUUUAGCUGCCAAGACACGACAUGUGCAUAUAACUGCUUUGAAUGAUUCGAAAUAUAUCGUGUGGAGUAUUUAUAUUGUUGUCCUGACGAGUUUAUUUUCCGUUAUUGUGAUGAUUUCGAUGAAGACUUUACGAACAUAUGUGGUCAUAUGUUUAGUGGUGGUGUUGAUGACAAGUUCAAUCUUAUGUUUGAUUUUCUUACCUAAAAUUAUUAAACUGAGAAGUCCAGGUCGAGAAUCACAUGAUAUUGUUUCGAAAGAUUUAGUAGUCGAUGUAUCUCGAACGAGACGGCUGGUUGUGAAAACAAGUUAUUUCGAAAGUUAUCGAUACGCACAAUUACAGAAUCGAGAAUUGAAAGCAGAAUUGGUUCGGUUGAACAAUAUUCUACAUGGAUUAGAGCAAAAGUUGGACCCAUUGGCAUCUACUGUGGCUCUGGCGCUUUUUCCACUGGCCGUACGUUUAGCAGCAACAUUCUCAUGUAAACCAAAGAUGCCACCAUCUCCCCGUUCAACCGAACAUGAGAUAAACAUAAAUCCAGUCACAUCUUCACCGGAACAUGAGGCUUUACUUCCAAAGGAUUCUUUCGAAUCCAGUGCUGACGUAUUCACUUGCGAUCAACUCUUAGCAUCCUCACCUUCGUCAGGAUCUGAACUAAACCUUUCAUCCAUAACGCAGACCAUAGAUGAGACAAGCUCAUUACUGUUAAGUGCUUUAGACAAUCAGCAAUAUGUAACAACCGACGAUGAAACUAAUACCAGUCGAUCGUUAACACCAACUCAAAUAUUUAGUGAUAAUGAAUCGGUGCUUUACUCACGUUUAUCAGAUGAACUAAAUAUCUAUCCAGCAACAUUGGAUAGUGAUUUAGAACGCAUAGAUCGAUGA